AUGCAAAUGACCGUUGUGAAAUACGACUAUCGUCUGGCUACCAGCGCUCAGAGAUGUGAUAUCAAAACGUAUUUCGCUAGGACCGAUGAUGAAUUGAAGAAACGACAUGGUCCGAAUGUAAAGGGUACGUAAAAUCAAGUCGGGAAAAGCUUUUAAAAAAAACUUAUUUAGAAUUUGAUCCGCUGGCUCGACUGACAUGGAAACGACCAAAAGAUACCGACUAUUUUGUGGUGGAAGAUCAUAACUACGAGGAUUUUCUUUGA
This is a messenger RNA of Caenorhabditis sp. 36 PRJEB53466, 263 nucleotides long. The record is from the annotation of a GenBank genome assembly. NCBI's taxonomy places the organism in Eukaryota, Metazoa, Nematoda, Chromadorea, Rhabditida, Rhabditidae.